AUGGCUACUUUCAGUCAUUAUUUCAGCUCUGCUAGCAGUAUUAUCCCUUCUUCUAAUCCCCUGCCAUUUGAAUUCCUCGGCACUACUUUCCAAAGCUUCCCUACAUUGGAACUGUCAUCGGUUUGCAUCAACCUUACACUCGUCCUUUUGCUGCUCUUCAUUGUGUCUGCCAGGCAGAUUUAUCUCUGUGUUGGCCGGGAAAGAGCUCGCAAGGAUGAGUCCAGUGGCGGCCCUGUUCAGGUUGGUGGCCGGGGGGAGGAUGUGGAUGAUCAGAGCAUUGUGAUUUCUGGAAGCUACAAGGCUGCUUUCUUGUCUUGCUUCUAUGUGUUAUUCAUCAAUGUUGUGGUUUUGGGUUUUGAUGUGAUUCGUUCCAUAAGGGCUGCUGCCCAGGAUCAUCCUGCCCAUUUGUCCCUCUUGAUCUUCCCUGCAGCUCAAGCUGUGGCCUGGUUUGUUCUGAGUUUUUCAACCAUUUACUGCAAGUAUAAAGCCACUGAGAAAUUCCCUUUGCUCUUGAGGAUUUGGUGGGUUCUGUCUUUCGCCAUUUGCUUGUUCUCUCUGUAUGUUGAUGUGACUGGUCUUGUUCGAGAAGGCUCGAAACACUUGAACAAUUCUCAUGUUUUGGCUAACAUCGCUUCGACCCCUGCUCUUGCUUUCCUCUGCUAUGUGGCAAUCAAAGGGGCAACUGGUAUUCUGGUGUGUAGGAAUUCCGAUCUCCAAGAGCCAUUGCUCUUUGAAGAAGAAGAAGCUGCUGUUCCAAAAGUUAGUCCUUACAGUGAAGCUGGUCUUUUUAGCUUGGCCACUCUUUCCUGGCUGAAUCCUCUUCUUUCCAUUGGUGCUAAGAGGCCACUGGAAAUGAGAGACAUCCCCAAUCUUUCACCAAGAGAUCGUGCAAAGGUCAAUUACAAACUACUGAAUUCAAACUGGAAAAAGAUGAGAGCUGAAAAUCCUUCAAGGGAACCAUCCUUAGCUUGGGCCAUUCUCAAGACCUACUGGAAGGAGGCGGCUUGGAAUGCAAUUUUUGCGGCAAUCAACACCCUGGUGUCAUAUGUCGGUCCAUACUUGAUCAGCUACUUUGUGGAUUACUUGGGAGGGAAAGGCACUUUCCCACAUGAAGGAUACAUUCUUACUGGUAUUUUCUUUGCAGCAAAGUUGGUGGAGACAUUAACAACCCGUCAAUGGUAUCUGGGGGUAGACAUUAUGGGAAUGCAUGUGAGAUCAGCUCUAACAGCAAUGGUGUAUCGCAAAGGCCUCAAGAUAUCAAGCUUGGCCAAGCAGAACCACACAAGCGGAGAGAUUGUUAACUACAUGGCGGUUGAUGUUCAAAGAGUAGGGGACUACUCUUGGUAUCUUCAUGACAUCUGGAUGCUACCUCUCCAGAUUAUUCUUGCCCUUGCAAUAUUGUAUAAAAAUGUAGGGAUUGCAUCCGUUGCGACAUUGAUUGCCACCAUUAUAUCCAUCGUGGCAACAGUACCGCUGGCAAGGCUUCAGGAAGAGUAUCAAGACAAUUUAAUGGCUGCAAAGGAUAACAGAAUGAGAAAGACAUCUGAAUGCCUCAAGAACAUGAGAAUUCUCAAGUUGCAAGCGUGGGAGGAUAGAUACAGAUCAAUUUUGGAGGAAAUGCGAAGCGUGGAAUUCAAAUAUCUCCGGAAAGCUCUUUACUCCCAAGCUUUUAUCACAUUUAUUUUCUGGAGCUCUCCCAUAUUCGUUGCAGCUGUCACAUUCGGCACUUGCAUACUGUUGGGUGGACAGCUCACCGCAGGAAGUGUGCUGUCUGCUCUGGCAACUUUCAGAAUUUUGCAGGACCCGCUGAGGAAUUUCCCUGACUUGGUGUCUAUGAUGGCUCAGACAAAAGUAUCACUUGACAGGAUAGCUGGAUAUUUGUUGGAUGAAGAUUUACGAGAAGAUGCAACAAUUGUUUUACCCCAAGGCGUGACAAAUGUGGCUAUUGAAAUCACUGAUGGUGAAUUCUCCUGGGAUCCAGCUGCCUCAAGGCCAACAUUGUCAAAUAUACAAUUGAAAGCAGAGAAAGGGAUGCGUAUCGCUGUCUGUGGCGUGGUUGGUUCGGGGAAGUCUAGCUUUCUUUCCUGCAUACUUGGGGAGAUCCCGAAAAGAUCAGGAGAAGUUAAAAUUUGUGGCUCUGCCGCUUAUGUGCCUCAAUCAGCAUGGAUACAGUCCGGGACGAUCGAGGACAACGUACUUUUCGGUAAUCCCAUGGAUAAACCACGAUACAAGAGGGUCGUUAAUGCAUGUUCUCUUAAAAAGGAUUUUGAACUAUUUUCUCAUGGAGAUCAGACAAUAAUUGGUGAUAGAGGCAUAAAUCUUAGUGGUGGUCAAAAGCAAAGGAUACAGCUUGCUAGGGCGCUCUAUCAAGAUGCGGAUAUUUAUUUACUUGAUGAUCCCUUUAGUGCUGUAGAUGCACACACGGGGUCAGAGUUAUUUAGGGAGUAUAUAGUGUCAGCAUUAUAUUCGAAGACCGUUGUGUAUGUCACUCAUCAAGUGGAAUUUUUACCAGCUGCUGAUUUGAUACUGGUCCUUAAGGAUGGUCAUAUCACUGAAGCUGGUAAAUACGAUCAGCUUUUGCAAGCUGGAACAGAUUUUGAAACUUUGGUUUCAGCGCACCAUGAAGCAAUUGAAGCUAUGGAUUUUUCGAGUCAGUCAUCUGAAGAAUCAGAUAAACACCAACAUCUUGAAGGAUCUGUGUUGAUGAGUAAAAAAUGUGAAUCGAUUGGAAAUAAUAUGGACACUCUAGCAAAGGAAGUUGAAGAAGGAGCGUCAACUUCAGAAAAGAAGCAGAUAAAGGAGAAAAAGAAAAAUAAACGUUCCAAGAAAAAGCAGCUUGUCCAGGAAGAGGAGAGAGAAAGAGGGAAAAUUAGCAUGAAAGUGUAUUUAUCAUAUAUGGCAGCUGCCUAUAAGGGCUUGUUAAUUCCGCUCAUUGUUCUUGCACAGACCUUAUUUCAGGUGCUUCAAAUUGCAAGUAGCUGGUGGAUGGCUUGGGCUAAUCCACAGACCUCAGGAGAUCAGCCUAGAACUAGUAAUGUUGUACUCAUUGGUGUUUACAUGGCCCUUGCAUUUGGCAGCACGUGGUUUAUAUUUGUUAGGUCUGUCCUGGUUGCGACGUUUGGUCUUGCAGCUUCACAGAAAUUGUUCCUUAAGAUGCUCAGAUCCAUAUUUCGAGCACCAAUGUCUUUCUUUGACUCCACACCUGCUGGUCGGAUACUGAAUCGAGUCUCAGUUGAUCAAAGUGUUGUUGAUCUUGAUAUCCCUUUUAGGCUCGGUGGCUUUGCUUCUACAACAAUUCAACUUAUUGGCAUUGUUGGUGUCAUGACCGACGUUACCUGGCAAGUUUUGCUCCUUGUGGUCCCCAUGGCGAUAUCAUGUUUGUGGAUGCAGAAGUAUUAUAUGGCUUCGUCAAGGGAGUUGGUCCGAAUUGUUAGCAUCCAGAAGUCUCCAAUUAUUCAUCUCUUUUCUGAGACCAUUGCUGGGGCCGCUACAAUCAGAGGUUUUGGACAAGAAAAGAGAUUCAUGAAGCGGAACCUUCAACUUCUUGAUAGUUUUGCUCGCCCAUUUUUCUGCAGUCUUGCUGCAAUUGAGUGGCUCUGCCUGCGAAUGGAGUUGCUCUCAACAUUCGUGUUUUCUUUUUGCAUGGUUCUACUUGUGAGCUUCCCCCAUGGAAGUAUAGAUCCCACCAUGGCAGGACUUGCUGUUACAUACGGCCUCAAUUUGAAUGCUCGAUUGUCCCGGUGGAUACUCAGCUUCUGCAAGCUUGAAAAUAAAAUUAUCUCCAUUGAAAGAAUUCAUCAGUACUGUGACAUUCCUAGUGAAGCACCCGCAUAUAUUGAGGAUUCUCGUCCACCUUCUGCAUGGCCACAAACGGGAACAAUUGAACUCGUUGAUCUGAAGGUACGCUAUAAAGAGAGUCUUCCAGUUGUGCUUCAUGGUGUUUCCUGCAUGUUUCCUGGGGGUUGUAAAAUUGGAAUUGUUGGUCGUACUGGAAGUGGCAAGUCAACGUUAAUCCAGGCACUCUUUCGACUGGUGGAACCAGCUGGCGGUCGAAUUAUAAUAGACAACAUUGACAUAUCAACAAUCGGGCUUCAUGAUCUUCGUAGCCGGCUAAGCAUAAUACCCCAAGAUCCUACACUGUUUGAAGGGACAAUUAGAUGUAACCUUGACCCCCUUGAAGAGCAUUCUGAUCAUGAAAUAUGGCAGGCGCUGGAUAAAUCUCAGCUUGGAGAUAUAGUUCGUCAAAAAGAUCAGAAACUUGAUACACCUGUUAUUGAAAAUGGAGAUAAUUGGAGUGUUGGCCAACGGCAACUUGUGUCCCUUGGACGGGCGUUGCUUAAACAGGCAAGGAUUUUGGUGCUUGAUGAAGCCACGGCUUCAGUGGAUUCAGCAACUGAUAACCUUAUUCAGAAGAUCAUUAGGACUGAGUUCAAGGAUUGCACAGUUUGCACUAUAGCCCAUCGUAUUCCUACAGUUAUUGAUAGCGAUCUUGUUCUGGUCCUCAGUGAUGGCCGAGUUGCAGAAUUCGAUACCCCAGCUCGGCUACUAGAGGACAAGUCAUCCAUGUUUCUGAGUCACGCAGUCACUCUCCGACCAGGAGGAAAGAUGCAGGCCGUUUCGAGACGAUUCGGGCAACAGUCCUUUAAGCCUUCCGCAGCUGCUGGCAUUUCAUCAUUUCGUUCGUCUCUCAAUCCUUGCUCUGAUCACUAUUAUGGUGCUGAUAAUCCGAGGUAUGCAUCCACCAUUACCGCCCGAGGCACGGGACACAUAAUUCGCAAGGGCACUGGUGGAAGAUCAUCUGUUAGUGGGAUUAUUGCUACAGUGUUCGGAGCUACUGGGUUUCUUGGGCGUUACUUAGUACAGCAGCUAGCUAAAAUGGGUUCUCAAGUGCUGGUUCCUUUCCGAGGAUCUGAAGAUUCUCAUCGUCAUCUCAAGUUGAUGGGUGAUUUAGGACAGAUUGUUCCAAUGAAGUACAACCCUAGAGAUGAAGACUCGAUUAAGGCUGUGAUGGCAAAGGCGAAUGUUGUUAUAAAUCUUAUUGGAAGAGAGUAUGAGACUAGAAAUUACAGCUUUGAUGAGGUGAACCGUAAUAUGGUUGAACAGCUUGCAGUGAUUGCUAAGGAACAUGGUGGAAUCAUGAGAUUCAUACAAGUUUCUUGCCUAGGGGCAUCUCCAUCAUCUCCUUCACGAUUUCUGAAAGCCAAAGCUGCGGGCGAGGAAGCUUUAUUGCGAGAAUUUUCUGAGGCGACAAUAAUGCGACCUGCUGCAAUGAUUGGUACAGAGGAUCGGGUGUUGAAUCCGUGGGCACAUUUUGUUAAAAAUUAUGGUUUCCUUCCACUAAUUGGAGAUGGAACUACCAAAAUUCAGCCCGUGUAUGUCGUGGAUGUUGCUUCUGCAAUUAUUGCAGCUUUGAAAGAUGAUGGUAGCUGCAUGGGGAAAGUUUAUGAACUUGGUGGACCAGAUGUUUACACUAUCCAUGACUUGGCAGAGCUUAUGUUUGACAUGAUUCGUGAAUACCCUCGCUACGUGAAGAUUCCUUUCCCUAUUGCUAAGGCAAUUGCAACACCUCGAGAAAUACUGCUGAACAAAGUUCCAGUUCCCAUGCCCACUCCAACUAUAUUUAACUUGGAUACAAUUGAAAGCCUUGCCACUGACACACUGGUGUCGAAAGAUGCUUUAACUUUUGAUGACCUCGGCCUUGCUCCACAUAAAUUGAAGGGAUAUCCUGUUGAAUAUCUUAUUCAGUAUCGUAAAGGUGGUCCACAAUAUGGUUCUACAGUCAGUGAGAAAAUGUCUCCUAAUCCUGAAUAUUGGCGUUAA
Molecule: messenger RNA, 5820 nt
Organism: Oldenlandia corymbosa var. corymbosa
Lineage: Eukaryota; Viridiplantae; Streptophyta; Magnoliopsida; Gentianales; Rubiaceae
Source: the annotation of a GenBank genome assembly